Molecule: messenger RNA, 4049 nt
Organism: Phyllopteryx taeniolatus (common seadragon)
Lineage: Eukaryota; Metazoa; Chordata; Actinopteri; Syngnathiformes; Syngnathidae
Gene: tmem88bl
Product: transmembrane protein 88
Exons: 3
Coding region: 188-709 (173 amino acids)
Cellular component (GO): plasma membrane
Molecular function (GO): PDZ domain binding
Source: RefSeq, a predicted model, not a curated record
AAACAAAAACUACAAACCUCCUUUGGCCACGUGAGCGUGCGUGCGCUGCUCGCGCACGCGGGCUCGGGUCGCGCGCCCCAACGAGCCCAAAGUGUCCACGCGCUCCGCCGUCGCCUCAACCGGCAGCUGAUUUUUCUCCAGCACCUCAUUUGAAAACUUGUCUGCAGCAGCCUCACACACUUGCAGGAUGUGUGGCACGGAUGUUGACCUGGACGACGAAGGCUCAGUCGAGGAGGAGAGGGAGGAAGACUUGUGGAUGGGCGAGCGAGUGAAGAUGCUGCCCCCUCCUGUGGCCCACAGCCAGAGUUCCGCGUGGGGCAGCCGGAGGAGCGGGUCGGGCUGCGUGGUGUGCGGGGCGGCUCUGGUCCUUUGGAACGUGUGUGUGCUCCUGGCUGGUGCUCUGCUCCUGACGCUGAUCUUCUCCUUGGUGCUGCUGCCCGCAGUGGUGCUGCUCUACGUUGGAUUCCUGUGCCAUUCCAGGAUCCUGGACAGCUCGUCGGGCAUCUGCAAUUACCUUGACGACAACAGCUGCUCGGCCCUCAUCAUCCUGGGCUUUGUAAUGAUGUCGCCGCUCGUGGUUGUGGCGGCGGCGGUCUUCUGCGGCCUGCUGCGAAGGUUUCGACUCCUGCUUCUCAUUCAGCCAAUCAGUCGCGCACGGUACAGAGGGAGGCUAAUGGACUGGGUGGGCAGCGUCCACGCUUGGGUCUGAUUGCUGCAUUGAGGUGGUGGGGGGAAAAAAAAGGCCUGGCAUGUUGAGUCUAAAGUAGCCUUUUCUUACCUCAUACAUUCCCAACCUUUACUGAGCUAAGGCACAUGCUUUACAGUAAACACAAAAAGCAUAGCUUAAAUUGUUUCGUGGCCACACUUGUAACCCAAAACACCUGUACCUCAAAUUAAAUCAACUUUCCAUUGAAAAGAAUGGAAACGACAUUAAUCUGUUCCACCCCCCACCCCCAAAAUUUUACAAAAAUGUUUGGAAUGUUUUUUAAGAUGAAAAAUGGGACUCUAUAAUAUAUUACUUGGUAACAACAUCCAAAGUUAGCAUAAGUAAGUAGAAUGUAAAGAAUUAAAGAGUUUGUGGGUCAUGAAUAAUUUAUUGGGGCUCUUUCGGGUGUGCGUGACUUGGCCAGCUGGGGGCAGUCUAAUACAGUGAGGCAGACACACGCGAAGAAGACUUUCACAACAACUCUAAGCAGCACUAUUAGUUGUUUUUUUGCAGAGGAUAAAGAAUAUAUGCGUGCGAAUAUUGUUAUAUUGUCUGUCUAUAUGUGUUGCUGCACCAUUUGUGUUCAAAUAUCUGUGUUUUUUUUGAAGUGUUAUAACACUGCCACAUAGAUGUUAUUUGUUAGCCUCGCUAUGACUUUCCCUGUUCCCAUUAAGCUAGCAGACUUUGAGGCAAGGUUAUGUGUUUGUUUUAACUACACAAGAUGUCAUUGUUUACUGUUUAGAUUGACAGCAAACUUCUCAUGUCUCACAAAACACACAAUUCGAGUCACUCAUAUCCCAAGUCACCACUGAAUACUGAAAUAAUGAUGAUCUCGUCUCAAUGGACUCCCAAAUUGACUUACUCAGUGUGAAAUGUGGGCCUGUUUAGUUGAACAUAACGCUACUAUUGUAUUGUAAAUACAAUACAAUAAUACAAUAAAAUUGUAAGUGGAAGGACAAUUAACUGUUCUAUGUCGCUGACAAAGAUAGAUGAACAGAGGCACAAAUAUGACUAUAGGUGUUGAUUGACACUGUCAGAUAUUGUUUGACAUUUUAUUGUUGUUGUUUUUUUUUGCUGUGGUUGUAGAUUGCUGUGGUGUAGAACUGCAAGAGUAAUUUAGCUACAUGAAAGUGUCAGUAUAUUACAAAUGCUCGCUUUUUCUUCAGCUUUUUGUGACCUUUAGUGGAAUAUUUAUUCCAAUGUUGUUCAGAGAAGAAAAAAGGCUCAAAGUUACAUUGAAAUCAGCAAAACUGCAGUGUCACUUGUUUUUAGAGGAUUGUUUUAUUGUUGUGUUCAGUGUUUUUUUAUUUUUACAUUUUUUUUUAGGUGGUUUGUUUUUCAUGUACAAAAUCACCUAAUGUAGCCUUUUUAGUAGUCAUGCCUUGUACUGUAUGAGGGAGGCUCUAAAGAUACAUAGUACAACCACAAUUAGAAAACAAAAGUUGCCAAUAUGAUAGUGAGUGUAAUGGCUGUUUAGUGGGAGCCUAGUGCUUAAGUUUAAAUUUGUGUUUAAAUUUGAUCUUCAGAUUGUUAUGCUUCAUUCUGCCGUCGAGUCGUUUACUUUAAUGUUAUUGUUAUCUAGGAGGUAUACAAGAACCAGAAUGACUGUAAUUACUGUAUGCUGUACAGAUACGGUAAAAUGUCUGACGAUUUUAAAUUGUACUUAUUAUUUUAGUACCAGGAGUGGAAAAUCAUUUUUUGCUUAUUGCUUGUGCCAAACCACACAAACACACAUCGCCAUAGUGAGUAUUCCCAUUAAUAAAGAUAUACUCUGCAGUAUUUUUUUUUGUAAUGUGACCUUUUCCCCCUAUAAAAAUGUUAGUUGAUUAAAUCCAAUUGAGUGAUUGCUUUACAUUUAACUCAGACAACACACACUCAAAAAAGACAAUGUGGGUCCACUAUGUUCUCAUUACUGUAAUCAAUUUGAACAAUAUACCCGCAUGCGCAGAACAAGUGAGAUAAUCAGCUAAUCAGGAUGAAAUGGCCUACGUCCAUCGUGGUGAUGUUUAUGGGCCCCUUAAUCAGAUGAGCUUUGUUCUUAUUGACAAAUACAUCAUUUAGAACGAUUACCACAUUGCACUGCGGCCAUGUUAGCAUAAUAAUAAGCUUGACAUGUUCAAUGUAGAACUUUAUUGUUGAUCAAAAUUAUAUGGCGUCGGACAAUAUUGCGCUGACAUGUAAUUGGGUUUGGCAUUGAAAAUGCCCCGUCAGAGAGAAAGUUGUUUAUAUUCAUCCACAUCAUUAGGUACACCUGCUCAAUCGAAUAACAUCCAAGUCAAGCUCUGUCGUGGAAAAAAAACAAAUGUAACACUGUAAAAUUAUUUAAAAACAUAACCUUUAAUAGUGUAGAACUGCAUGUUCAGAGAAAUAUAAUGUAUAAAUCAAUAGGAACCUUUCCCAGUUAGAGACAGUUACAAAUUAAUUUUUUUUUUUCGCGGUCCAACCGAAUGAUUAAAAUAAAAAAACAAGUACCCGUAAAGGCGACGUUUGCAAUUUUCAAAGAAAUCACUUGUCCCCUUGUUUAUUGCAGGGGUUCCGUUCUGGAGUAAAAGUCAUUCAAAAGUGGUUAGAAUGUUUAUUGUUUUGAGUUAUUCAAAUUAGAUGUUUAUUUUGUUUUGUUUAUUACAUUAGUAGUGUAGUUAGAGCUGUGUGUUGGCUAUUGAGCGAAGUUUGCAUGGCCUCAAGCUGCUACGCCCAUUUAAAGACUUCCUGGUAACAUGCAUCUCAUUUUCAUGACUUCCCCCCUAGAAGUAUUCCUACUGCAUCAGGCAGGACUAUUCUUCUGCUUUAUGCUCCGUGGUUAAGGCAUUACAUCAACGAAAAAACAUUUCUGGUUUGAUUUUGUGGUAACGAGUAACGAAGAUGGUUCGGGGAAAUAUAUCGGAGUAAUACAUUUUAAUUAGGAAAGGGCGAAAAGUGAAAGUUUCCAGAAAUAUAAAUAACAAAGUACAGCUAUGUGAAAAUUCUACUUAAGUGCAGUGACAAAGUAUUUGGAUGUUACACUGCAAGACUGUAUUUGUUACCAAAGCUGUGGACCAAGCAACAAAAGAAAAACUAGUUCAGUACUGUGCCCGUCUGAAUAUGAAACAACCCUUUAAAGAACACACUGACAAUUUACCAGCCCACGCAUUUUCACUAGAACAAUGUUCCAACUUGAAGUGACUGAAAUAAUGGCUGCUCCUGUAUGCGCGUGUUAAGUGUGUCAAGUGUGUACGUUAAUAUGAGGCGAACGCGUCACAGCCGCGCUGAGUCAAAAGGAUAUUUCCAUUUGAAGAACAAUGUUCAAUAUGGAUGGAAUAAUCGCAGCGUAUGAAACAGACUGCAUUGCUUCAAUUUUGAUUGU